Messenger RNA from Nematocida minor, 516 nucleotides. RefSeq lists its product as uncharacterized. The coding region runs from base 1 to 516 and encodes 171 amino acids. The transcript has a single exon. Lineage: Eukaryota; Fungi; Microsporidia. The record is from RefSeq and is a predicted model, not a curated record.
AUGGACCGAACAGACGCCCUUCUGAAGGAGCUUCACUUGAAGGACGCGGUUAUUGCAGAGCUAAAGGCGGGGAGCAAGAAAGACAAAGAUCUGCUGAACACUGCGUACAAAAAGAUAACCAGCCUGCAGGGAGAGAUAGAAGGACUGAAAGAAGCACUGAGAAAAACAAAGAAAGCUGUGGCUACGCAGGAAAGAAGAGCCAGCAGCAUGGAGAAAAAGGCCCGCGUGCACAUUAACAGGUCGCUUAGUGUCAUGAAAGAGCCGCAGAGAGUGGCUGCGAAUAGAAUACUGGUUCUCGAGUGGAUAGUCAGAGAGCUGUCAGAACAGAGAAAUCUUCCUGCAAAUGAGAUAAUCUCACUGUCGGAGAUAUGCACAGAAAAUGACCCAAUGCUUAAAAAUAUUCUGCAGGAAAAAGAGGAAGAGGUCUGCAGCGAAGACUUGAUAGAUUAUCUAGAUAAGAAUGGCGUAAAGAGUAUUCUGGGCAUAGAUAUAGACCAGUCGAUCAUUGACGAUUGA